Messenger RNA from Prunus armeniaca (apricot), 375 nucleotides. Lineage: Eukaryota; Viridiplantae; Streptophyta; Magnoliopsida; Rosales; Rosaceae. The record is from the annotation of a GenBank genome assembly.
AUGUUCGUGAUCUUCAUGGCUUCCCAUUCUUCCCUUGCCUUGGAAUCUCAACCAGAAACUCAGUUUUCAAGUAUAUCUGCUGCACCAGCAUUGCUUCCAGGUGCUCCUCUAUCUUCUUCUCCAACCUUAUCUCCAGAUAUUUCUCCUUUAUUUCCUUCUCCUGGUGGUGUGCCACUUUCUCCAGCCGAGUCAUCUCUGCCCACCAUCCCAUCAAGCCCGAGCCCUCCAAAUCCAGAGGACACAGUUGCUCCUGGACCAGGGUUGGCUUUUGCACCAUCAGGGUCUCUGCCAGUUUCCCAUUCAUCUCCUGUAACUUCAUCUCUGCCUCUGAAUGUGAUUUUGUUUCUUGGCUUGCUGGUUUGCUCGUUUGUGUAA